AGGGCUUUUUUCUUCCUUUCCUUUCCUCAUAUGUGCAGCUGUGGCGUUAUUUUAAGGAGAUUGGCAGAGCAGAAAAUCAGUGAUCUCCUCGGAUGAAGCCUCUGAUUCUAGUUCUUGUAGCAGUGGUCCUGUAGAUGAAGAUUCGUUUAUGUUUGAUUUGAGGAGAAGUUCUUCAAAACAAGCCUGUGGGACUCCAAUGAAGAAGCUAUUAGCAGAAGAAUUGUCAAAAGAUAUGGAAUCCAAGCGACGUCCUCCAAGUGUUAUUGCAAGAUUGAUGGGCCUUGAUGCAUUGCCAUCUCAGCAGCCUGUUCAUGAACAACCGAAAGUGUUCUCGAAAAACUACCUACAAAAAACUGCAUCUAUAGCUUUUCAAGAGAAGAAACCAUCGCAUGAGGCCCGUUUCUCAAGAAAGAAGCAUGUCAAGGAGGCUCAGGAAUUCAAGGAUGUCUUUGAAGUCAGGGAAACAUCAAAGGGAGAGAAGCAGAGUAAGCCAUCAAUUCAGAAAGGCAUAGGAAACUCUAAACCUAGUGAUUCAAAGAUGGCAUUCAUUAGGCAGAAGUUCAUGGAUGCAAAACGUCUAUCGACUGAUGAAAAGCUUCAACAAUCAAAGGAAUUCCAUGAUGCACUAGAUGUGUUAGACUCCAACAAGGAUCUCUUACUGAAAUUUCUUCAAGAACCAGAUUCUCUAUUCUCAAAGCAUUUACGUGAUCUCCAUGGUGCCCCACCCACUCACCAAUUUGGUCACAUAACAGUCUUAAAAUCAUCAAAUGCUUCAAUGCAUGAACACCCUGACAUAUGCUGGAAAGCUGGGCGAAAAACUGACCAGGGGGAAACUAUAAACUUGAUGCCGAAAGACUUUGGCCAUGGCCAUGGUAGAGAUGGUGCCUACAAUUCAUCUAAGAACAUGAAAUCUCGGUUUGAAGAGAAGGAUGAGGACUGUGUUCUUCCUACGAGGAUUGUUGUUUUGAAGCCCAACCCUGGAAAGGCACAUAUUACAUCAAGAUCUGCCUCACCAAGUUCUUCCGUAGGCUUCCAUUCUGAGAAUCAUCAGUUGUCUGCUGAAGUGUGGGAUAGAAAAAGUUCAUCAAACAAUGUGAGGCAUAGGUCUAAAAGUUCCAGAGAAAUUGCAAAGGAGAUUACUAGACAAAUGAGACAAGGUGUAAGCAAUAGUUCUAUAAGGGCAUCCAGCUCACGUCUUAGAGGUUAUGCUGGGGAUGAGAGUUCAUGUAGCAUGUCGGAGGUUGAUUCUGCAAAUGAAUCAGAGGCCGUGCCACCAACUUCUAGAGAUAUCCUUGAGUGGAAGAACAGGUACAGUCCAUCAUCAUCAUGUUCAACUGAGUCAUCUGUAAGCAAGGAGGCAAAGAAGCGACUCUCAGAAAGGUGGAAGAGGACUCGCCGAUAUCAAGAAGUGGGAUUGGUUGGCAAGGGCAGCACCCUUGGUGAAAUGCUUGCUAUGCCUGAUAAAGAAACCCAGCCAACGAUGUUGGGGUCAGGUGAUGGAUUGGCAAGGACUGAUGGAAUUGCAAGGUGGGGUACCCCUAUUGGUAUUAGCAGUAGAGAUGGUUGGAAAGAUGGCUAUCCUAAACAUCUGCCAAGGUCCAAAUCAGUUCCAGCUUCAUUUACUUUGUUUGAAAAUCCAAAAUCUGGCAUUGCUCAUGGAGCUGUUGGGAAUGACAGCUGGUUGAUGUCAAAGGCUAUCAACCGGGGACCUCAUAAUUUAAUAAUUAAAAAUUCCAACCGCAUUGAAGAUUCAUUCCUCAGGGACCUAAGCUACAAGAAUGGCAAAUCUCACUCUUCUUUUAGAACAAAUUGGGAGAAUAAUCAUGCUGAACAAGAAACUCAUCCAAGGCUGGAUGAACCAAGAAAGAAUCUGGUAGAAAGGGAUCAACCUGAGCAGAAACCUAUUAUUCCUGAACCGCUCUCUUGUGAUGUGGCAGAUAAGAGGCCAAUUGUUGAGGAAGUGGUAGUUUCUGAGAUGUGGGACAUAAACAGCCUUGCCGAAACCCCUGAAGAGGAACUGCCUGAAUCGGCAGCCUGUAUCAUAUUAGAGAACGUUGAAGCCUCCUCUGUUCAUGAUGCUAAUGAAUCAAUUCUAAAGAAAGAACCAGACCAAUCCACUGAGAAAGGAUUGCUCUCUGCAAACUAUUCUUUACCCGAGCCAGAAUCUCCAGCAAGCUCCAAAGAGGUUGAUCAGCCUAGUCCAGUUUCAGUUCUGGAGCCACCAUUUGAGGAAGACAUCUCAUCUGGUUCUGAGUGUUUCGAGAGGGUCAGUGCUGAUCUAAAUGGACUUCGGAUGCAGCUUCAGCUUCUCAAGUUGGAGAGCUCAGAUCCAUAUGCAGAUGGAAUAGAAAUGUUUGUGUCAAGUGAUGAAGACAUUGGAGAAGAAUCUGUUGGUCAUUUAGAAGAGAAAGGUGACCAUUUGAGCUUAUUGAUCACUGGAGAAAAUCGAGACUACUUCUAUGUUGUUGAUGUGUUUGUUGAUUCGGGUUUGGAUUUUUUGGAUCGGGAAAUGGUUUUGGCAGCUUUGCACUCACCGGAAUGCCCUGUAGAUCCCAGGGUGUUUGAGAAGCUUGAGAAGAAGUGUCGUGAACAUUUGACAUGGCCAAGAUCAGAAAGGAAGCUGUUGUUUGAUCGUAUAAACUAUGGGUUAAUGGAGAUUCUUAGGCCAUGUAUGGAUCCACACCCCUGGGUUAAGCCAGCAAUGAAAAGACUAACCACUGGGUAUGAAGAGUCUCUAGUGGACGAGCUUUGGAAAUUGUUGGUGAACCAGGGACAGGAAGGAAGUAAUGACUCGUCGCAGAAGGUUUUGGGAACAGAGAUGAUGUGGCUGGAAGUAGGGGAUGAUAUUGAUGCGGUGGGUAGGGAAAUAGAGAAAUUGUUACUUGAUGAGCUGAUAGAAGAGGUUGUCAGCAUGUAAAGAGUAGUCACAAUUAGUGGUUUUCUCCUC
This is a messenger RNA of Telopea speciosissima, 2947 nucleotides long. RefSeq lists its product as uncharacterized. The record is from RefSeq and is a predicted model, not a curated record. The transcript has 6 exons. NCBI's taxonomy places the organism in Eukaryota, Viridiplantae, Streptophyta, Magnoliopsida, Proteales, Proteaceae. The coding region runs from base 149 to 2917 and encodes 922 amino acids.